GUCUUCUUUAUAUCCUGUGCUGGGACAGACGUUCUUUUCAGUCCAGGACGCCAUUUUGUGUAAGGGAACGUCAGCACUAGGAGUAAGGGAAACGACACGAGCUUCUUCUGCAGGGCUGUAAGAAAAGUACAAAGUUAGCAUGCAGACCCAGGAAUAGCGUCUUGUCUUUGAAGUCACGACUGGAAGUGGUGGUGGACGACUUGUAGAAGCAGGGGAAAACUGAGGAACUAUAUCAUCGUCUUACCAUGGACAAGAAGAAGCCAAAGGGUUGGGACGACUCGUUCAUGUACACCCAUGUGGACCCGGACCUGCUGCAGGAGAGGGUGGCGCUGACGUCACUGGGGCUCGGAUUCGCCCGCAGCCGCGUGCACAACUCCAAGGACAGAGCAAAACGUAUCGAGAGACUGAAGGACCAGUUCGACAAUGACUACCUGACUCCCAGCUUCGCAUACGGCCGGACCGAGGAGCUCCACCCGGAGCGGCGGGCAGCCAGGAAGAGGAACGCCGACCGACAGACCAGGGUCGCCCCGGUGGACGACGACGGUCCCUUGAAGCCGAAGAGCUCGUUCGAGAAGAGGCUGGAGAGGUCCAACAACCUGGUGAGGACCACGCAGACUAACAUCCGGGGUAUGGAUGACGCAGCACGUGACCCUUACGUCAUGGGGAUUCAAAGUCGUAUGAGGGCUGCAAGGAGGCAAGAAGCUUUAUAUCAAGUUGACUAAACCGCCUCGAAGGAAGUGAAGAAACAAGCAAAGUUGAUGAACAAAAACAUUAUCAUUUAAUAGCAUGAGCAAGUGAGGAUGGGCUAUAUGGAGAAGGGAAAAUGAUACAUGUAUUAGCAAUGAUAUUGUUUGCAGCAUUAUUUGUAGUAAUGUCGAAUAUAUGAAUACUAGUAGUACAGAAAGAGAUAUACAGAAAAGUUCCGGACUUUCUGGACCUGACAGUUGAAAAAAUAAACUAAUGGGCUCGAGUAAA
Branchiostoma floridae (Florida lancelet) is the source of this 975-nucleotide messenger RNA. RefSeq lists its product as uncharacterized. Lineage: Eukaryota; Metazoa; Chordata; Leptocardii; Amphioxiformes; Branchiostomatidae. The record is from RefSeq and is a predicted model, not a curated record. Bases 246 to 722 code for a protein of 158 amino acids. The transcript has 3 exons.